Molecule: messenger RNA, 1791 nt
Organism: Penicillium chermesinum
Lineage: Eukaryota; Fungi; Ascomycota; Eurotiomycetes; Eurotiales; Aspergillaceae
Exons: 7
Coding region: 1-1791 (596 amino acids)
Cellular component (GO): lipid droplet
Source: RefSeq, a predicted model, not a curated record
AUGGAAGCGCCCCCGAGCAUUGCGGCGCUCUUCGUGAUCAGCUUCGACAUUCGCACCGGAUAUGUGGUUUCAUGGAAGAAAACUGCCCCGGGAGUGGAUGUUGAAGGGGUCGUCGAGUACAAGUCCCUCCCCUCAGGACUCCACAAUGUGACGGAGGACCUAGUUUAUUUCGUCCAUGGACAUUAUGCCGGUAUCAGCGCUUUCCUCAAUCAUCCCGCCGCCGAGGCAGAACGGAAUGCGCAGAUGUUCGCUAUUGGCGUCCUUGUCCCCCUAAGCUCAGGCAGACUAGGGAAGAGCUGGAGACAUGCGCCCAGACUCAAGGAGUUGACCCAGAAAUAUGCGGCGAACAUGUCUGACCUUCAGCCGUUAUCGGACUAUUGGGACGCUCAUAAAAUCAGCGAAACAGAGAAUAUCUCCGCAGAUUCCCCCGUCGAAUCUCCCGUGACCCUUCGUUCCCAACAAAGCGAUAGACCGGACAAACGCACUCGCGCUUUCAGCGAUGCAAUGGUGCUGGAAUCAUUCAGGCCGGCUCUGACUCCCUCCCACCCUGCGUCUUCUCUUCCCGACUUCCUGGACUGCUUUGGUCCGUUGAUAUUCCCUCUGUACAGAGCAGCGCUUUUGCGCAAACGGAUUCUCUUCAUGACCGAGGCCCCUGUGCAUAUGCCUUGCAAAUACGUGUAUGACCUAUCAUUACUGGCAUCUCUCCCAAACUCUCUCCUUCAGACACUUCCUACCGACUGUACCCUACCUCUAAGGCCUCGUCCACUGUUCAACAUCGGCAUCCAUGAUAUCCCUUAUCUUUCGUCCUUUGAUCCAUCACGGGAAACGCUUGAUUCCGAAAGUGACCCUAGCUGGAUUGCGUGUUCAACUGACAGCGUUUUGACCAUGAAGCCCGAGCUAUUCGAUACCCUCGUUACUCUCCCACCUUCUUACUCUCAACAAGCUUCGGAGCGGGUCUAUCCUACGAUCAGCCUAGUGGACCACUCAAGUACGAAGCACAAUCAAAACCAAACAGUACACCUCAAAGCCACCCAACGGGAUGCCCGUCGAUAUGCGAUGCUGCGAAAAGGAUUACGGCAAUUCGCGCAAGAUCGAUCUGCCACGUCAGAACUUAGCGAUGACGCCGACGAAGAAUCCAUGUACUCGUCCAAAUCAAUCGUUGAGCCAAUCUCUUGGGCUAGACUCGCAUAUACAUCAUUUAUCUGGUGGGCAUCAGCCGGCGAAAACCGUGAUGGUCUUUCAGAAGAAGAAGAGGAACAGCAGAUUGAACAAGACGCACGACUUCUGGCAAGCGUGGAGAGUCUUGCUUAUCCCGGCCCUAACUCAAACUCUCGCCGCCCUAUUCAAUCCGAAAACCAGGGCCAGGAGCCCCCGGAGGUCGCCAUGGUCGCUUACUUCCGCCGCCUCACAACGCAGAUUUUCUUCACUCUGGCCGGAGCCAUUGCACGCCAUGAUAAUGACAGCACGCCGGGCGACGAAUUCGCCGGUGCUCAUACCGAUUCCCCUACUCUUAAUGAACCCGAAGAUGAGGACGCGGACUUUCCCUCUCUCCUUCUCCGCCAAAGGGCCAGCACUAACACUUCAAACCUCCGCACGUCGGACUGGGGCAAGGGUGAACCAGAAACGGAAGAACCGAUCACUAUCACUGUCGCUGACAUGGCAGAGAUGGGUCUGGAUGUGUGGAGUGCAGCAGACCGUGUCUUCGCUGUGGACCUCGUUGCCCUCUGGUGGGGACGAGCAGCGUAUGUUGACAGUGCUAGAAUCCGGUGCUGCGGUCUUUCCAUCCUGUAA